GUAUAUUGUUAUCAGGAGGUUGUGGAUAUGAGGAAAGUGUUGUGGAGAGGUCAUUAGUGUUAGGGUCGUUGCAUGGUUGAAUGGGGAACGUGCCGAAAGUGCAUCGACCCAAAUCGAAGUUGCACGGUGGAGCGAUGAAGAGAGAACCACCAGAGUGAGGUUCAGGAUAUAUGGUAACAGGAACAAUGGACUGAAGAACCGGCAUCAUUGAUAUAACAGUAUGGUCGGAGACGGGAUCGUGGGUUUCCGUGAGUCUGUUUGGCAACAUGAAAUCGCGCCGCUCGGUUCGAUCGCUUUUGUCGGUCUUCCGAGUUCAGUUUAGUUCGUAUGGUGGAGUGUGCGUGUGGUACUUGGAGCUUUGUAGGGUUUGAAUUGGGUUGCGCGAUCUGGAAUCUGGCAUGAGCAUUUACUAUGGAAGAUGAACUGAGGUGUUUCGCAUGCAAGCAGCUCUUCAACAACCCGGUGCUGUUACCUUGCAACCACGCGCUAUGUCUGAACUGUGCCGUCCAGCUGCAGCAGCCGGCUUCGAGCACCGGUCCAAAUGUAAUUGGGGAGAAUGUGGCGGAGAGCGUGGCGAGCGGCUCCAGCAGCGGCUCGAGCAGUAGCGGCAGCGGAGACUACCAGGAGAGCGACAAGUUGUCCAUCUUGAGCGAAACGGACAGCGGUGUCGUCUGCACGUCUCGUCCCAACAGCUACGUGGGUACUCCUAGUGGAGGACUCUUCGCAAGCGCGCUCAGCUUGCCCUGUCCACUCUGCCAUAAGGUCGUCUACUUCGACGAGAACGGCGCCCACAACUUACCCAAGUAUCGGGUCAUGCAGAACAUCGUCGACAAGUACGGAGAACUGCGUAACCUGACGCUCAAGUGCCAGAUGUGCGAGGGUGAACCGGCGAGCGAUGCCGUCGUCGUCUGCGAGCAGUGCGAGAUCUUCUACUGCGAGGACUGCCGUGACACCUGUCACCCGAUGCGCGGACCCCUCGCAAAGCACACCCUCAUCGAGGCAAAGCGCGGUGCCGCCUGCAACACGUCCAAAAUCAAAGACGGAAAAUGCUCCGAGCACCUGGACGAGAACGUUUCCAUGUACUGUGUCGUGUGCAAGACUGGUGCUUGUGCCCUUUGCCUCAUGGAUGGCAGACACAAUUCCCACGACGUCCAAGCCAUCACCAGCAUGUGCAAAGCCCAAAAGGUCAGAGACAUACCUGAUUAUUCUAUCAUCCGGCAUUUCUAUACAACACUUUCAACAUCAUACUUCAAUCAUCAAUCAGCAACAAUUCAAUCUUACUCAAAUCCACUUUAA
This is a messenger RNA of Nicrophorus vespilloides, 1296 nucleotides long. RefSeq names its product E3 ubiquitin-protein ligase TRIM9-like. Gene Ontology annotation, cellular component: nucleoplasm; chromatin. The transcript has a single exon. Gene Ontology annotation, molecular function: ubiquitin-protein transferase activity; zinc ion binding. Bases 412 to 1296 code for a protein of 294 amino acids. The record is from RefSeq and is a predicted model, not a curated record. Gene Ontology annotation, biological process: positive regulation of DNA-templated transcription. NCBI's taxonomy places the organism in Eukaryota, Metazoa, Arthropoda, Insecta, Coleoptera, Silphidae.